CAAAAUAUCAAUGUAGCGGGGCUGCUCGAGCGUGCGUGAAUUUAAAUCCUCCGUGACAUAAACAAUGCCAAGGUCACUGUAUUUGCGAAUGUCAUUUGAUAAGUGACUCGAAUAAUGAGGAAUUUACAUUGGAAUACACACUCCCAAUUUUCAGGAGGAAUAUAACAUAUCGUCAGUAGAACAGGGAGUUGUGCAUUCUGGGAUACCGAAGAAUAAUAGAUUAUCCCUCAUAUACCGGGACUGGAGGUCAAGGCCUUCUUCAGUCAGCGACAGAAUACUAACAUUACCUGAAUGGAGUUUUUGACAGAGACAAAAGGCUACAAUGUAGCAGAAUUCUACGAAGAGUUUGAAGCACAACUGCCAUUAAUGGCAAAGAUCAAAGAGGGAUUUUAUGGAAAUAUCCAAGAAGACACGUUUGACAAAGAUGAGGUAUUUUUCAUAGUAGCUAUCUCCAAACAGGAUCGAGUGGUAGCCAAAAUGCAUGGUGGAAACAGGUUUCGUUUGUUGAGCAUCCCUACAACGUUCCGUGAAAAGUUCUGUAUCGUAAAGACACAUACAUCCGAUCGUGAACAUUUUCUGUAUGAAAUACUGAGGACGAACAAGCUACCAGUGUCAGUACAGUUUCCGCCUGGGAAGACCAUAACAUGCGGAAAUAAAAGCAUAAACACAAAGCACAUUCCUUAUAUAGAACUCACUGACACGUUUGAAGAAAUGUACCUACUUGGAAACUUCAUAACUACAGGAAAAUUCGAUGAGGAUGUUGUUCAUAUUCCUUUGUAUCUAUCUCAAUUACGCCUCUCUAAAGUAACUGGAAUAAAAGGGGAGAGCGAAGGGUCUUGGAAAUCCUACGUCCGCGAGCUUGAGCGUAAGAGUUCCUACAUAGAAUAUGAUCUACAAUUUGGAAAUCAGAGUAAGUUUUCAUUUUUAUUAAAAUUAUAUUUGAAAAUAUCAAUGUUCCCAAAUACUAUGUUAUCAGUUUGGACAUCUUGAUAAGAUGAAUUGUUAUGGAAUAGUUACAGCCUACAAUCUGACUUAAGUACUUGAUCUUCUAAACGAAGAUCUGAGAACGACCCAUUCACAUACGUCUUCUGUAUAUUUUGGAUUUCCAGUAUUGCUAUUUUUAUUUUAACCAAUCAGACGACUUGUUCUAAUGUCAAAGAGUAAGAAAAUUGUGCAGUUAUUCCAGGGCUCGAACCCGGGACCACUCGCUUACAAAGCAAGUGGCCUACCAACUGAGUUAACCGGCUAUCUGACACAUUACGACAUAAGAAUUGUAAAUAUCAAAAGUCAAGGCUACAGGUAGAUUUGCAAAAUGUUGUAAGUUAAGCUCCGAUUGGCUAGCGAAAGGGUCGUCAGAACGAGGCUAUGAAUAGGAGAUGUACUUUAGUCAGAUUGUUACAGCCUAUUACUGUGAUUUUGAAGAUAUUGUGGUAAUGUGAACGGAUAAUUUUUACUGUGUAAAAACUUUCGAAUAUGUGCAAUUUUAUCACUGUUUAAUACAGAAGUACAUGUUUGUGUAACAGUUGUUUGUAAUACAUUAUGGACAUGCCACUAUAAUUAACUUUUACUUACUUACUUAUUUACUUACAAAACAGCUGUAUUACUAGUUAUAUUUUAAUAUUUUAUUACUCUUAUCUUCUUAAGUUUUAAGAUGCCUGUUUAAUAAUUAAUAGUUUAUUAACGAUAAUAUUUAUGCUCAUUUAUUUCAAAUAAAAUGUUUUAAUUUUUAGAUGUAGAUGUGCAUUUUUAUCAUGUGUUUGUAAAACGCCAUGGAAUAUGUUUUAUGUAAAUAUAGGUGUUUAAUCAAAUAAAACAGUUUUAGGUUUAUAUUAUGAUACGGAUCUUUUGUCUGUUUUAAACACUUCUAAAAUCUCGAAUCUAUUUUAUGCUAGUGGACUCAUAAUGACGCUCGGCAAUUUCCGUGUGAUGUCGUCUUCAAAUUAGGCACUUCAACAGUUUUCGGGCGUAGCUAUAGCACAAAGCACACAUGGUUUUCGGUAAAAACCGUGUAAUGCCGAAAUCGCAUACGGGUAAUACGGCAUUUGCCGACUGUCAAUGCGGGUCCACUACGUUAAGAUGCAUUACUGCAUUUAGUUAAUGCAUAUUUCAAACUGUUCCUGUGAUUAAAAGUUAUGAAAAGAGCAAGUAAUACUAAAGGGCGUCCUUGAACUGUACUUUCCCUUUUUAUCAUAAAUUAGUUUAAAAUUUG
Mercenaria mercenaria is the source of this 2209-nucleotide messenger RNA. RefSeq lists its product as uncharacterized. The coding region runs from base 292 to 990 and encodes 232 amino acids. The record is from RefSeq and is a predicted model, not a curated record. The transcript is spliced from 6 exons. NCBI's taxonomy places the organism in Eukaryota, Metazoa, Mollusca, Bivalvia, Venerida, Veneridae.